Penicillium verhagenii is the source of this 825-nucleotide messenger RNA. RefSeq lists its product as uncharacterized. The record is from RefSeq and is a predicted model, not a curated record. The transcript has a single exon. Bases 1 to 825 code for a protein of 274 amino acids. Lineage: Eukaryota; Fungi; Ascomycota; Eurotiomycetes; Eurotiales; Aspergillaceae.
AUGACAAAGGUGUGGUUCAUCACUGGCUCUUCCCGGGGUCUCGGCCUCGCCACUACCAAAGCCGCCCUCGACAAAGGAGACAAUGUCAUUGCAACAGCUCGCAAGCCCGAGCAAUUGGCAAGCCUAGUGGAUAAAUACGGCAGCGACCGCAUCUACCCCGUCGCCCUUGACGUCACCAACAACGACCAAGUCCUCGAGGCUGUCCAAGCUGGACAUGCCAAGUUCGGCCGCAUCGACGUCGUAGUCAACAAUGCCGGAUAUGCCAACACUGCCGCUGUCGAAGACAUCACCGUCGAAGACUUCCGCGCCCAAGUCGACGCCAAUCUUUUCGGCGUGGUCUAUGUCUCAAAGGCCGUACUUCCUAUCCUCCGUCAACAAAAGUCGGGUCACAUCUUCCAGAUUUCUUCAGUUGGUGGACGAAUCGGUAUGCCCGGUCUUUCGGCCUAUCAAUGUGCCAAGUGGGCAGUUGGCGGUUUCUCGGGGGUUCUUGCUCAGGAAGUUGCCCCGCUCGGUAUCAAGGUCACUGUCCUUGAGCCGGGUGGUAUCCGCACUGACUGGGCCGGUGCAUCAAUGGAUUACCCACCCGUUAGCGAGCCAUACCAGGCCACAGUUGGAGCCAUUGCUCAGUUCCUUCGCCAAUACUCUGGAACUGAGCCCACGUUGCCGGAGAAUAUUGCCAGGAUAAUCAUCAAGCUUCUUGAUGAGGAGGAGCCUCCGUUGCGUCUUGUUAUUGGCGCUGAUGCCAUUCCCUACGCUGCUAAGGCUGCACAGACGCUUGCUGAGUCGGAUGAGAAGUGGAAAGAGCUGAGCGUUUCAUUGGCUUAG